Molecule: messenger RNA, 517 nt
Organism: Frankliniella occidentalis (western flower thrips)
Lineage: Eukaryota; Metazoa; Arthropoda; Insecta; Thysanoptera; Thripidae
Exons: 2
Coding region: 23-469 (148 amino acids)
Source: RefSeq, a predicted model, not a curated record
GUACGCUAUCGCCCUGCCCGCCAUGCCUCCGCGACGCGACGAACAAUGGGUAUUGGAGUGGGCCUCACCCGAACACUCACGACACCAACGGGGCACCACGUGUUGCAGGGUCGCCAUGAAGUUCAAUAGCAAGCUGUUCUUAUUCUGCGCGUGUGCUGUCAUCUUAUGUAGUGUGGCGUUCGCUGCGGAAGAGGCCUCCUUAGAAUGUUCAGAGGCGGGUACACCGCAUUGGCUGAAAUCGUCAACUGCCCGACAGACGAUAGUGGACCUCAUCAAUAAGUUAUUCAAGUGUGCUGAGAAAAGUAUCGGCAAGUAUGCAAAAAUCGGGGCGACCCUCGUCGCGGACGUGACCAGCUGUGUGAGCAAGUUUCCCAAUGACUUCUUCAAGUGUCUUGCUAAACUUGACGUACCCCAAAAAAUAUCAGAAAUCAUGAAUGAGUUCCUUGCUACUAUCAAGUGUAUUACAUAAAUCUUUUGUGGUUGAUUUGAUUAAAUAAAGCUACCUAAAGUAUCUUAA